CGACAAGACAGACGGUUGCGUGCAAUAAUCAAUCACAUUGCCCAAUGCCGAGCUCUCCCCUUUCCCACCUUGUUAUGUCGUGAGACCCCUUUUGAGCUUAAGUUUCUUUCUUUUUUUUUUUUCUCCCAUCUUUUUGUUGUUUGGUAUUUCGUGUCUGCUACCUAAAACUCAAGAGCUAGCAUCCUCAGCAGGUCUUGCUCAGUCAUUCAUUUUGCUUCGUCGCAUGUGCUUGCUUGCUUUGCUCUUGUCCAAUUUUAGUAUCUUUUCUGUGGUCUCCAUCGAAAUCCGCCUCUUUAUCGUUUGCGCCUUGACUCCGGCUUGAUCGACCGACAAAACACGAAUCGUUGAUGCGCAUCGCCCCUCGCGUUUGGCCUCUAUCUGUCAAUCACCAAAACGCACACGACAAGAAACGCCGCUGUGCUGUGCUCUGCCCCAUAGUCAUAUGUUGCAAACAAAGAGCAUAGCCGCUAUGGUUUUGUUAGAUUGAUUGAAUUUCGAAUCCAGCAGCCUUUUCCCCUGCUUGCAGCGUCCCUGCAUCCUGCAUGGCCGAGAAUCCUUCUGCGACGACUUUCUCACGCUACACCUACUGUACCUGUUCUGCCGCCGCCCGCCCAUAGUUUGACAACCAUCUCGUCAUUUAUGCGCUCCUACUACUGCUCCCCGCACACCCUAGCCUUAGCCGCCACCGGGCCCCAACGCUGCACCCACUCGAAUCAACUUUCGGCUACCAGAAACUGCAGCAACAAAAUACCUAGCAUCUAGCAGAGAAGCAAGGAAAAGCCGUUGCAGGGUGGACAGCUUUAAAAAAUAAAAUUAAAUUAAAAAAUUCUAAACACAAAAAACAACACAUUCGCACAGUGGCUUUAACAGGCUACAACAAAACGUGCAGCAAGACCUGCCGGUACGCCACUUCAAUUUGGUGUCGCCUCCGAAGUAACCAGAUCGAAACAACCCACGGUACUGCGACCGGGGAGCGAGAAGAAAAAAAAAACCAACAUCACUAAUCAUUCCAGUCAACACCGAAACGACCGACUAAAUAGACCUACGAGAAAACAACACCAUCGACGCCGCGAACAUUCCAGUCUGCCUACUGCAAGGAAAUCAACACAACCAGAAACUACGUCACGCUCACACGCACGACCGAAAACAACAGACGAACGAGGCAACCCGUGCGUCAAUUAUCAAAGACUCACGAAGGAAAACGCGGCUACGUCCAUCACGGCCGCUCCUCUCACCCAUCAUUUUAUGGUUUUGAGUCGCAGCGGUCAACAUGGCAGCUCCACGACCAAACUUCAUUGACCUGCGGUCGCAGUCGCAGGUCUCCAUUCCCCGACCGCUCAAGUCCCCCCGAGUUCACGUCGCCGGCGAAGCACCCCCAGAACUAUCUCCACUCGAUGCAUUUGCGCUACACAGUCGGAUGCUCGCAAAGCAACUAGAGCAAAGUGCAAAAGCAGACAAAAGGAUCAGCAGGUUACCACCGCUGACCACCGAGAGUCCUCUCGUCGUGCAGGCCAGGUCGGAGUACUUUCGAUCCAUGUCCCAGGAUUCCAAUUCAGACUAUGGCGAUUCACCUGAACAUCCACCACUGCAGCCCCCGGCUGGGUUUGGAAACCAUGCAGAGAUAGAAGAGCACUUGGACCGACCUAUGUCGAUGCACCCACGUAUGAGCCGCAUCCCGCCGACACCCGAUGAGCCAAUGCCCAUGCCUGGCAACGCCAACCAAUUGCGCGGAAGAUUACCAGAGACGGUCGAGGAGGAUGAAGGCUUCUUCGGGGCCAGGAGAGAACGUUCGCCGUCGCCAAUGGGCAGCGUCCGUAGUCAAACCAAGACGCCAGAGCCCGUGUCUCCGCUCAGGGAACCCGAACACAAGAAAUCGCCAUCUCAGGCUUCCUCAAUGCGCCGCUUUUCUUUCUCCCAAUCCCCGGAGAAGCUCAGGCAAACAGUCUCAAAUGAUAUCCAUGGACUUGCGCCACCGCGUGCUCUAUUUCCUCAACGGUCACCGAGUAUAAUAUCGGCUUCAUCUGAGGUGGCAGACGAUGAUAGACUCAGUGCAUCGUCUGCUGUAUCGCCAAUGCACUCGCAUGCGCUACGCAAAUAUUCCACCAGUAGCGGGGGCCUCGCCUCGCCAUCUUUCGGCUCAUUCCAUAGAACACCCUCGAUAGCUUCGGAUAUGUCUGCCCCUCUACCGAGACCGUCGUUCAACUUCUCCAGGCCUCUCAGUAGAGCUGGGACGCCGAGUUUCGAACCGCCAGUCCGCCAGCAGUCAUCCGACAGUCAUGGAUCGUUUGUGUUUACUGACGACACUGCGCAUACUCCAGUAAGCCUUCACAGCGAAGGUUUCCCCGACUCUAACACUGAAGGCCCUGGGGCGCCAUCAUAUAUCUACUCCAAAUAUUCACUUCCUAGGGGAAAGAUGCUACAGAGGUCUACACCUUUCGAACCCCAGCCGCAAGAGAGCAUGCUUGCUAUCGGUCACGCACCUCCAUCACCACCGACCCGACCAUCAAGUUCCUCGAGUGGCAUGCCCCGACAGUCAUUAGAACGAAGUAAACUUAGCGCUGAAGUCCUCCGGCCGACGAUGCAACCCUCUCCCAACUCCAGCCGGCCAUCGACGGAUGGCGGCCGGUCAUCAGAAGACGGUCCUCGUGGUCGAACGCUUGCAGUUAAGCAGACCGCAGCCUCGAUAGCAACGAGUGACUCGGCUAGCACGGUCAAGCCGGCAAGGUCGCUCCACUCCCUGGCAUCGGCGGCCGACAUCCCUGCGGAGGAGCACGUGACCAAGGCCAUAGAGUUGCAUCAGGAAGGCAAGCUAAACGAGUCGACGUACCACCUUCGGCAUGCAGCGCGUCAGGGGCACCCAACGGGGAUGUUACUGUUUGCACUGGCUUGCAGGCAUGGCUGGGGAAUGCGGGCCAAUCCCAAGGAAGGUGUCGAGUGGCUUCGCAAGGCGGCCGAGUGUGCCGGAUUGGAGGUGGCUGACGACGAGGGCCAGGUUCAGGAAGGGAAAAGGGUCGACUUCCUAGAGAACAAGACCAGAAAGGCACAGUUUGCUCUCAGCAUAUACGAACUGGGCGUAAGCCACAUGAAUGGCUGGGGCAUUGACCAGGAUAAGGCACUUGCGUUGAGGUGUUUCGAGAUUGCUGGCACAUGGGGAGAUGUCGACGCGCUCGCCGAGGCAGGAUUCUGCUAUGCACAGGGAAUUGGGUGCAAAAAGAACCUGAAGAAGAGCGCAAAGUUUUAUCGCAUGGCCGAGGCAAAGGGCAUGAACAUGGUCGGCAACAGUUGGAUUCACAAGUCAAAGUACGACGAUGACAGCAGCACGGAAGCGACUUCGCCAAAAUCGACAAAAUCAGCAAAAUCAGAUAAGAAGGCCCGGUCAAAGUCCAGGACACGCACGGGGCUUUUUGGCAAGAGGCAUAAAGCGCAGCCGGCAGAAUAAACAGCGACCCACGCCAACCAAAACCAUUCUGCUUUCUUCGAUGUGGCUCACGAUGAAGUCACAGAAACCUGCACAUAGUAAUGAUGGAGAAAAGCAGAACGGUGACUAGAAAGAAGGCAUCCGGCCAGCAAGGAAACAGUAUAUAUUUUGAUUGCUGUUGUCGGAGCCCUCUUGUUACGAUAUGAUGACACAAGCAAAAAAUUCGAUUCUUUUCAAAAGCUAGCCAUAUUUAUAUUUUUAUUUGUCUUCAUACCCCGGGAUUGCGAGUCUAUUUUCUCUUGGUUCGUCUUGAGUUUCAUGACGUCUUGGCUUUCGAAAGUUGUUUGUUUGAAGGAUCGUAAUUGGGACAUGAAUGUUUGGAAUGCAAGAGUGGAAAAUGUAUAUGUUUCUGUAUUCCAACCUGGGGAUGCCAUCGUCAAGACGGUAGCAUCGAUUUUCCUAUGAAAUCAAAAGACGAUGCAUGAAGAUAGGGCUUACCAAGUGAAUGAUUUUACCUUUUUGGUUCUUGACUGGCUUGUAAUCUCGGGGAUGCGCGAACCUGUUUUGACGCCAUGCUUUGUUCUUUCUUGUUCUUUGAAUUGUCUCGUAUGUAACGAACGCACAACGAAG
Messenger RNA from Pyricularia grisea, 4048 nucleotides. RefSeq lists its product as uncharacterized. Lineage: Eukaryota; Fungi; Ascomycota; Sordariomycetes; Magnaporthales; Pyriculariaceae. The record is from RefSeq and is a predicted model, not a curated record. The transcript is spliced from 2 exons. Bases 1271 to 3439 code for a protein of 722 amino acids. Gene Ontology annotation, molecular function: protein binding.